UCUCAACGCGUGGACCAUCGCCCUCCCGACUACCGUCUCCUUUAACACCCGGUCCACACCGCUCCUUUCGACUCAAUUGUCGAACUAUCAUAAGCAAUCAUGGCUUCGACCUUGAUCCCUCGCAAGUCGCGUACGACAGAGGAGGAUCGCGAUGCUCAGCCCGGAUGGCUCAAGCGUCAAGUCACCAGCGGUCUGCAGUUUAUCUCCCGCCGUGCCUGCCUUCACCCAAUUCACACGAUCGUGGUAAUUGCCCUUCUGGCCAGCACAACCUAUGUCGGUCUGCUUGAGGGAAGUCUUUUCGACUCGUUCAAGAACCCGCGCAAUGUACCCGGCCAGGUCGAUGUGGACACUCUUCUCAGAGGCAGUAGGAAUUUGCGCCUGGGAGAGAGUACCUCGUGGAAGUGGCAAGUUGAGGAUGCUCCGACCCUCGAAGACUCUGAGUCCGCUCAGCACAUGGCACUGGCUACAUUUAUCUUCCCCGACUCGGUCUCUAAGUCGGUAUCGACUGCCCCUCUGGUCGACGAGGUCCCAAUUCCUGCGAACGCAUCUGCCCAGCGGGUUCCCCAUACACCCAACCUGUUCUCGCCUUUCUCCCAUGAUUCUUCUCUCGUGUUUGCUCUUCCUUUCGAGCAGGUCUCCGAUUUCCUGAAGGCCGUGCAAGAGAUCCCCGAACCCUCAGCUGGUGCGGAAGAAGGAGAACAGAAGAAAUGGAUCAUGAGGGCAGCCCGUGGCCCGGCUUAUGGCUCGACUGGAGCGCUCAAGCUGUGGUUCGCAGACGCUUGGAACUCAUUCGUUGAUCUGAUCAAGCACGCUGAGACCAUUGACAUCGUCAUUAUGACCCUGGGUUACCUCUCCAUGCACCUUAGCUUUGUUUCCCUUUUCUUCUCCAUGCGCCGUCUGGGAUCGAAUUUUUGGUUGGCUACCACUGUGCUUUUCUCUGGUGCUUUUGCCUUCUUGUUCGGACUUUUGGUAACAACAAAGCUUGGAGUGCCUAUUAACAUGCUCUUGCUGUCUGAGGGCCUUCCAUUCCUUGUGGUGACCAUUGGAUUCGAGAAGUCGAUCAUCCUUACCCGAGCUGUCCUGAGCGCUUCCGUGGAUAGGAAGCAGGGUGCCCGGGCUGGCAACAACCCCAGAUCCAUCCAGGACUCUAUCCAGACUGCCAUCAAAGAGCAGGGCUGCGAAAUUGUUCGCGAUUAUUGCAUUGAAAUUGCCAUUCUUGCUGCUGGUGCAGCUUCUGGCGUCCAGGGUGGCCUGAGGCAGUUCUGCUUCCUUGCUGCUUGGAUCCUGUUUUUCGACUGCCUCUUGUUGUUCACCUUCUACACUACGAUUCUCUGCAUCAAGCUUGAGAUCACCCGUAUUAGACGCCAUGUUGCGCUCCGCAAGGCUCUCGAGGAAGAUGGGAUCACUCAGCGUGUUGCCGAGAACGUGGCUUCCAACAAUGACUGGCCGAGAGCUGGAUCGGAGUACAAUGGCAACAGCGAGACCAGCAUCUUUGGCAAGAAGUUCAAGUCCAGCAACGUCCGUCUCUUCAAGAUUCUGAUGGUUGGCGGUUUCAUCUUGAUCAAUGUGGUGAACCUGACGGCUAUCCCUUUCCGGGAUUCUACUAGCAUUCCCCUUCUGUCGCGCGUUUCCAAUGUUCUCGCUCCUACCCCCAUUGACCCAUUCAAGGUCGCCGAGAAUGGCCUUGACUCCGUCUAUGUUGCCGCCAAGAGCCAGAUGCAGGAGACUAUCGUGACAGUUAUCCCUCCCAUCAAGUACAAAUUGGAGUAUCCCUCUGUCCACUAUGCUGCGCUAGGAGAGAGCGCAGGAUUCGAGAUUGAGUACACCGACCAGUUCCUCGAUGCUGUUGGUGGGCGCGUGAUCGAAAGCCUUUUGAAGAGCAUUGAGGACCCCGUUAUUAGCAAGUGGAUCAUCGCUGCCCUCACUUUGAGCAUCAUUCUGAAUGGCUAUCUCUUCAACGCGGCCAGAUGGAGCAUCAAGGAGCCCGAAGCUGCACCCAAGAUGGAAGCCCCGAAGCCCAAGGUAUACCCUAAGAUCGACCUGAACAACCAGGAUGGUCCCACGAGGAGCGCUGCAGAAUGCGAGCUUUUCCUGAAGGAGAAGAGAGCUGCCUUCCUAUCGGAUGAGGAGCUCGUGGACCUUUCCUUGAAGGGCAAGAUUCCCGGUUACGCUCUGGAGAAGACCAUGGAAAAUGAAGAUCUUAUGAGUCGCCGCGACGCUUUCACUCGCGCGGUGAAAAUCCGUCGAUCCGUCGUGGCCAGGACUGCUACCACCUCUGAGUUUAGUGGCUCCUUGGAGACCUCCAAGCUCCCCUACAAGGAUUACAACUACACUCUGGUUCAUGGAGCCUGUUGCGAGAACGUCAUCGGUUAUCUGCCUCUGCCCCUCGGUGUUGCUGGCCCUAUGCUCAUUGACGGUCAAAACUAUUUCAUUCCUAUGGCGACCACCGAAGGUGUCUUGGUAGCUAGUACCAGUCGAGGUGCUAAGGCUAUCAACGCUGGUGGUGGUGCGGUGACUGUACUGACUGGUGACGGUAUGACCCGUGGUCCUUGUGUCGGUUUCCCUACCCUUGCACGAGCCGCAGCCGCCAAGGUCUGGCUGGAUUCAGAGGAAGGCCAGCGCGUUAUGACUGCUGCAUUCAACUCCACCAGCCGCUUCGCUAGACUGCAGCACAUAAAGACUGCUCUUGCUGGUACUUAUCUGUACAUCCGGUUCAAGACGACGACAGGUGAUGCCAUGGGCAUGAAUAUGAUCUCGAAGGGUGUCGAGAAGGCACUCAGCGUCAUGGCUACUGAGUGCGGCUUUGACGACAUGGCUACGAUCUCUGUUUCGGGUAACUUCUGUACGGACAAGAAGGCGGCUGCUAUUAACUGGAUCGACGGCCGUGGAAAAUCUAUCGUGGCUGAGGCUAUCAUUCCUGGCGAUGUUGUCCGAAGUGUGUUGAAGAGUGAUGUCAAUGCCCUCGUUGAGCUGAACACCAGCAAGAACUUGAUCGGAAGUGCCAUGGCUGGAAGUAUUGGCGGCUUCAACGCCCACGCAUCCAAUAUUGUUACUGCGAUUUUCCUUGCUACCGGUCAAGAUCCUGCCCAGAACGUGGAAAGCAGCAGCUGUAUCACUACCAUGAGAAAUUACAACGGCGACCUUCAGAUCGCUGUGUCGAUGCCUUCCAUCGAAGUCGGAACUAUUGGUGGUGGCACAAUCCUCGAGGGACAGUCCGCCAUGCUUGAUCUCCUCGGCGUGCGUGGCUCCCACCCGACCAACCCCGGCGACAACGCCCGCCAGCUGGCGCGCAUUGUCGGCGCGGCUGUGCUUGCCGGUGAGCUGAGCUUGUGCUCUGCCCUGGCUGCCGGCCACCUUGUCCGGGCGCACAUGGCGCACAACCGUAGCGCUGCCCCGACCCGCUCGGCCACCCCUGUUUCUGCUGCCGUUGGUGCUACCCGAGGCCUCACUAUGACCUCGUCGAAGUGAAGUCCGAUGCGCUCGGUUGCCUUAUGAAUGCAUGUCCCCCAAUCCUCCUGCCACCGAGCAGAAUCUUCCCUCCCGCGCUCCUCGGAGACACCUGCUCGCCCGUCUUCUUCUGCAUACGACACCGUUCUGGCUAUCUGGCCCAUGAUUUAGUUGGGAUAAUUCUGGCCAUUU
Messenger RNA from Aspergillus uvarum CBS 121591, 3639 nucleotides. RefSeq names its product HMG-CoA reductase (gene hmg1). The transcript is spliced from 4 exons. NCBI's taxonomy places the organism in Eukaryota, Fungi, Ascomycota, Eurotiomycetes, Eurotiales, Aspergillaceae. The coding region runs from base 100 to 3468 and encodes 1122 amino acids. Gene Ontology annotation, cellular component: peroxisomal membrane; endoplasmic reticulum membrane. Gene Ontology annotation, molecular function: protein binding; hydroxymethylglutaryl-CoA reductase (NADPH) activity. Gene Ontology annotation, biological process: coenzyme A metabolic process; ergosterol biosynthetic process; isoprenoid biosynthetic process. The record is from RefSeq and is a predicted model, not a curated record.